AUGGUUUCUCAAGUCUUCCUCCUCUCUAAUAUGCUCUCUUUCAUGGAACAGCCUGCCCAGAUCACGAUUGACGAACCUAUAUCAGUGCCAAAGAACUACCAGCACGUUCUGGCCUUAGCAUUUGCUGUCAAAGAAAUCAAUGAGAAUCCCAACAUCUUAUCCAAUAUCUCUCUGGGGUUUCGUAUCCUCAAUAGCUACUACACUGCAAGGAUGACCUAUAAGGCCACCCUCAGCCUGCUCUCCACAGAACAAAGGUUUGUCCCCAACUUCAAAUGUGUCAACCAAAACAAUCUGAUAGCUUUCAUUGGGGGAUGUCUCUCUGAAGUCUCUGCCAACAUGGCCAUCAUUUCAGCAAUCCACAAGACUCCACAGAUGGUCCCAAAUGAGGCCCACCAGUACACAGGUCUCGUGCGAUUACUUCAGCAUUUUAAAUGGACAUGGAUUGGGCUUUGGGCUGUGGAAGAUGACAGAGGGGACAGGUUUUUAAAGACAAUGGUCCCAAUCCUUUCCCCUAAUGGCAUCUGUUAUGCCUACAUAGUAAGAAUACCAAAAUGGAAUUAUGUGGAUGAGAUGAUAGACUUUGCUUUACAACAUUUAGGAACCUAUGCAAUGGUCUUUGAGGAAAACCCAACUGUGUUCAUUGUUUAUGGAGAACCUCCAUCCUUUCAGGUUCAUCAUUAUCUGAGGAGCAUCAUAUUCAAUAAUAGUGCUGCUGAGAAUGUGCACUUUGAUGAAAAUGGAGAAUUGGUUGCAGGUUUUGAUAUUACAAACUGGGUGAUGUUCCCCAAUGGUUCAGUGGUUAGAGUAAAGAUUGGAAGAUUAGAACCUCGGGCUCUUCCAGGCAAAGAGUUAACCAUUCCUGUUGACCAGAUUGUGUGGCAUCCACAUUUUAAUCAGGUGCUGCCCCUUUCUGUGUGCAAUGACAACUGCUAUCCUGGCUACAGCAGGAAAAAGAAGGAGGGAGAGAAAUUUUGCUGUUAUGACUGUGCUCCAUGUCCAGAAGGAAUGAUAUCUGGCCAGAAGGAUAUGGAUGCCUGUGUCAAAUGUCCAGAAGACCAAUAUCCAAACAAGGACCAAACUAGAUGCAUUGCUAAGGUUCCAAGUUACCUCUCUUACAAAGAAGAUUUAGGGAUCAUCUUAGCUACCUUGACUAUUGCUUUCUCAUUGAUCACAGUUUUAGUUCUUGGGAUUUUUAUCAAGCACAGGGAGACUCCAAUCGUUAAAGCCAACAACCGGACCCUCACCUACAUCCUCCUCAUUUCCCUCCUCUUUUGCUUCCUCAGCUCCUUCCUCUUUAUUGGAAAGCCUGGGAAAGUGAUCUGCCUCCUCCGACAAACAGCAUUUGGUGCCAUAUUCUCUGUGGCCCUUUCCAGCAUUUUAGCAAAAACCAUCAUGGUGGUUAUGGCAUUUAUGGCAACCAAGCCAGGUUCUACAAUCAGAAAAUGGGUGGGGAGAAGAUUGACAAAUUCCAUCAUCCUUUCCUGUUCCUUUCUUCAGGUUGACAUAUGUACUCUUUGGCUAAGUACUUUCCCUCCAUUCCCAGACACAGACAUGCACUCAGUGAAUGAGGAAAUAAUACUGGAAUGUAAUGAAGGUUCCACUACCAUGUUUUAUUUGGUCUUGGGCUAUAUGGGUUUUCUAGCCAUUAUCAGCCUCGUGGUGGCUUUCCUUGCCAGGAAAUUACCUGACAGUUUCAAUGAAGCCAAAUUUAUCACUUUCAGCAUGUUGGUGUUUUGCAGUGUUUGGUUAUCCUUUGUUCCAACCUACUUGAGCACCAAGGGCAGAUACAUGGUGGCUGUGGAGAUCUUCUCCAUCUUGUCCUCCAGUUUUGGGUUACUGGCCUGCAUCUUUUCCCCCAAAUGCUAUGUUAUUUUACUGAGGCCUGAGCUGAACAGCAGGGAGCAAUUAGUAAGGAAAAUAAAAUGA
Molecule: messenger RNA, 1926 nt
Organism: Zootoca vivipara (common lizard)
Lineage: Eukaryota; Metazoa; Chordata; Lepidosauria; Squamata; Lacertidae
Source: RefSeq, a predicted model, not a curated record